AUUGUCAUUCAGCAGAGGAUUGAUGGAUCGCAGAACUUCAAUCAAAAUUGGAACGUUUACAAGUCAGGAUUUGGAACUUACGACAAAAACUUCUGGUUGGGCUUAGAGAAAACACACCAAUCAACGACAUCGGCUGAUUACAGAUUGAGGUUUGAAGUGCUUAUCAAAGGCGUUUGA
This is a messenger RNA of Helobdella robusta, 177 nucleotides long. RefSeq lists its product as hypothetical. The annotation marks the transcript as partial. The transcript is spliced from 2 exons. NCBI's taxonomy places the organism in Eukaryota, Metazoa, Annelida, Clitellata, Rhynchobdellida, Glossiphoniidae. The record is from RefSeq and is a predicted model, not a curated record.